AUGGUAUCAAUGGUGCUGCAUAUUCCAGUCCUCCUUCUUGUGCUCCAGCAUACCCUGGCCAGCAACAUACAGGAAAUCACCUUCGAGACGUACUUGGCAAGGUUUAACAAGGUGUACGAGAAUGUCGAGGAGUACAAUAUGCGCAAGGUGCUGUUCGAGCAGCGUAAAGCACUGCUGACGGCAGUGGGUUCUUCGAGGACCUGGACUGCAGGAAUCAACCAUCUUACCGAUGCCACCACCAGCGAGCUUCAGAGCAGCCGUGGCUACCGCAAGGAGCUUCGCGGCGCAAAGGAGGGCCAGUCAGCAAGGGCAUCAAAGUCUGGAAAGACCAGGAGGAUGAAGCUCCCAGAGUCUGUCGACUGGCGCCAACGAAGCCCCGCUGUUUGCUCACCGGUGAAGAGUCAAGGAGGUUGCGGCAGUUGUUGGGCCUUUGCUGCCUCCACCGUGAUAGAAAGCCACGUGGCCAUCAAUACGGGUGUGCUGCUAUCAUUGUCUCCUCAGGAGAUGACUUCCUGUUCGCCGAAUCCAGAUGGUUGCGGGGGUGAUGGCGGUUGCAGCGGAGCUACCGCUCAGCUCGCCUUCGCUUACGCUGUUGAAGCAGGUGGUGUGCCGGAUAUUUGGCAUGACCCGUACUUGAGUGGCAUGGAGUUCCGAAGCCGCCGAUGCGAGAACAAUACGAAGUUCUGGUUGCCCCGAACAGCCAGCAUCACAGGCUUCGUCACCCUGGAUCAGAAUGAUCCCAAGGCCUUGAUGGAAGCAGUUGCUAAGAUCGGUCCGAUAGCGGUCUCCGUGGAUGCCACUGACUGGUGGAUGUACGGAGGAGGCAUUUACGAUGGCUGCAACAAAACGGCCCCCAACAUCAACCAUGCCGUUGUGCUAGAUGGAUACGGCAUCGAGAAUGGCACCAAAUAUUGGCUCGUCAGGAAUUCGUGGGGAGAGAACUUCGGAGAAAAUGGUUACAUACGACUGCGUCGCUACGACGAUGAGCCCUGCGGAGAAGAUCCGGACCCUCUGGAAGGUGUCGGAUGCAAGGUGGGUGGGCCUCAGAAGAUCUGGGCCUGCGGCGAAUGCGGGGCGCCUCACCGCAGGACAAAGGAAGGGACUGAUAAUUAG
This is a messenger RNA of Symbiodinium natans, 1113 nucleotides long. NCBI's taxonomy places the organism in Eukaryota, Dinophyceae, Suessiales, Symbiodiniaceae. The record is from the annotation of a GenBank genome assembly.